AUGCGCCCGACUCAGACUCUCCUCGGCGGCGGUGCCGACAUCCCGCUGGGCAAGCACAACCACUACCUCGGCGGCUGGGGUGCUUUCGGUGGCAUGCCCCAAAAGGGCAUCGUGACCUACGGCGUGGCCCCGAACCGCCAGAAGCCCCUCGCCGGCGCCAUGCACGACGCUAUCUUCAACACCUGGCGCCGCUUCAGCUCCCAGGUGCUCUACUUUGCUCCCCCCAUGAUUGCCGGCUACUACCUUAUGAACUGGGCAAUUGAGCGGAACCACUACCUCAACUCCAAGGCCGGCCGCGUCUGA
Thermochaetoides thermophila DSM 1495 is the source of this 303-nucleotide messenger RNA. Its product is annotated as ubiquinol-cytochrome c reductase complex-like protein. Gene Ontology annotation, biological process: mitochondrial electron transport, ubiquinol to cytochrome c. The transcript has 4 exons. Lineage: Eukaryota; Fungi; Ascomycota; Sordariomycetes; Sordariales; Chaetomiaceae. Bases 1 to 303 code for a protein of 100 amino acids. The record is from RefSeq and is a predicted model, not a curated record.